This is a messenger RNA of Psylliodes chrysocephalus, 1630 nucleotides long. The record is from the annotation of a GenBank genome assembly. NCBI's taxonomy places the organism in Eukaryota, Metazoa, Arthropoda, Insecta, Coleoptera, Chrysomelidae.
CAAUAAAUGAAAACAAAAAAAACAAUGAUAAAUAUUUCCAAUACAACUCUGUUUUAAUGGUAUUACGUAUAUCGAUCAAACAUCAAUGCGUGACAGUGUGACUUACAUAUAACAAGACUAUAAUUUUCAGAAUUUCCUAAUUUUUAAUUCGUACUGUCUUUAAUGGAGGAAAAUAAAGAACAAAAACCACCACAACAUGAACCUGUGGAGGAAAGAAAAGCUUCAAAGGAGGACAAAGAAAAAACGGAAAAUCCACCAGCCGCAGUUGAAAAACCGGCCAAGACAAGUUAUGGUAGAAAGAAAAGAAAGCCUAAAAUUACCAUUGGCGUACGCGAACCUAUACGAAAAACCAUAUACGAUAUCCUUUUGGAAAAUCUAAAAUUUUCAGGAAGAAAAACAUUUAUCCAUCGAUUGAUUUACGCAGGAAUACACACAUUCCCAAUAGAACAGAACUGUAAAUUUGACACAGCAACUCCGAUAACAAAAUUUUUCAGAAACAUUAUAAACAAAACGAACAACUCUGUGUAUGUUUUAGAAAAAAUGACGGGAUUUUUGGUAUAUUACGAUAUGCAUUUUAUACACUUGGUCGAGGGCGAUGAAGACGCUUUGGGAAUACAUUUACGAUUAUUGUACGAGUCUGAAGAUUUUGAUAAAAUUGAAAAAUUGAAAUUAUUUGCCGUAGUUAACCACAUACAUGCUAGAAUGAUGACUGAUUGGCUGUUUUAUUAUGGAACUCCAAGGAAGUGUGUGGCUACAAUAGACAUUUCGACUGGGGAAGAUUUGGCCAUGGUCUUGUACAUAUGCAUUCAGAAAGUUUUAAAAUUAAUUAUACAAAUUUCGUCCCAAAUGUCUCAAUCAGAUAUACUUGUGGAUCCGUCAAGUUUGAGGAUCAGAGGAUCAGAUACCGAAAAUGUACCUCGAGCCAGUAGAUCCAGUAUAACAGUGACUGCCAGUAACAUUCAUAAUAGAAAUAAUCCAAUGAAAGGCUUGCUGCCCGAAGUUGAACAGCUGGAUAUUCUUCUGCCUUCCGAAUGGAUACCAGAGCUUGUCGAAUAUAAAAAUUCCUAUGGGAGAUACGUUGUAAGGGCUUCUUAUAAAGAUCAGGUAUGGCCGAUCCCUUCAGACUUCAUACCAUACGAUAUAUUCGAUACCGGAUACCGUAUGGUGAUCGAAUUCCCCAAGUCUGGUACCAAAAAAGAACAUGUUGCCAGGCGGAAAUCAGAGCAACCCCCGGAGGACGAUGGAAAGAAUAGGAAACAGGCUGAGCUGGAAGAAGAAGAAAAAGAAGAUGAAGAAGAAGAUGAUGAAGAAGAAGAUGAUGAUUUAGAUGAAAAAGAGUUUACAAAAUAGGAAUUACGAGAAGCUUAUUUUGUUGCUUUAAUGAAGAGCCCAGAAGAAUAAUUGUUUUAGUUACUUGUUCAUCUUUAUUUCCUAGAUUUUUUUAUUAAUGUUUUUGAUAAUGUACUUAUCGGUAUAGGUACAUUCUUAAAAUGUUUCCAUAAUAUGUCAUUCUUAUUUAAUAAAAUAAUCUUAAUGUUGUUUGUAUUUGUAUACCUAUUUUUACACUAUAUUGUAUACUAUUCUGUAAGCCUGUUAAUUAUUUUUUAUUUAUUGUUUUUAAUGUAGCGGU